UUCUCUUAUGUGUUCCCUUUCUAUUCUCUGAUCAGAUGCAAGAGGCUGAGGUUCAGUUCUUGAGGGAACAGAAUGAACUGCAAAUAAAGAGAGCUAAAGACCUCAGCAACAUUGAAGUGUCUAAGUUCAGUACAUUGGUUAGUUCUAUGGGUAAACAGACUAUAUCCCGUAUUGCUAAAGCUGGACCAGAAUCAAAGGCUCGUUUAUUACAGAGUUUAGGUAUACAGUCUGUUCUCAUUACUGAUGGUAAAACUCCAAUUAAUAUGAUUGGGAACCAGACAGGUGGCUAUGCUACUACUUAUGCUCCUUAGAAAACUCUUUGGGAGGACUUUAUUAUUAUUAUUAUUAUUAUUUGUGUUAGUCAUUACUAGUUUUUAGCUGGAUUUAUAUAGUUUUCAGAGAUAUUAUUAUUUUCUAUUGAA
This is a messenger RNA of Amphimedon queenslandica, 422 nucleotides long. Its product is annotated as major vault protein-like. Bases 36 to 311 code for a protein of 91 amino acids. The record is from RefSeq and is a predicted model, not a curated record. Lineage: Eukaryota; Metazoa; Porifera; Demospongiae; Haplosclerida; Niphatidae. The transcript has 3 exons. Gene Ontology annotation, cellular component: nucleus; cytoplasm.